UUAAGACCAUAAACGUUUCAAUCGCAAGACUUUCAACCAUGAAUGAUAGGCUGUAUUUUUUGUUAGCAAUUUCUUUUAAAAUGUGAGUUUAUUAUGACACGUUUCGUUUUGUUUGCGUUUGUUGUAAGAUAUAAUGUAACUUGUGUGCUUUAUCUUCAGAGCUUCAUGCACCAAACCUCUUCGAAUGUUUGGCACGAUAACACAACGAAUUAGCAGGUUGUCAUCAAAUAUUUUGGUAGCGAGCGGAAAUUCUUAGAGCCCCCAGGGCUUUUUGUAUUAAAUUUAUUUUCGAGUUUAGAUUUAGUUUUUUUGAAGCAAUUACUUUUUUUGUCGUUUUCUUAUUAUUUUCUUUGGCAUUUAUUUAUUUUUUAAGUGUACGAAACCUUUUUUUGCACACGUUGUUAUGUUUUUUUUUUCGACAGCAUGUUUUUAUUUUUGAUAGCCUUCUUUCUCAGUCUCUCUUAAUGUGCCAAGACCCGUUCGACUGCUCCGCAAUUCUGGUAAAAAAAUAUGGCGGACGAAAACAACAACUUCCAAGAGGCUUUAACAAGAUGUGCACAAACUUUUUUGAGUAUGGUUGACAAUUUACAGCAACCACCGAAUACUGGCCAAACUACAAGAAACAUAACAUCUAUCGAAACGCUGGUGCAGAGUUUUCGCGAUUAUUUCGUAGUAGAAUGUUAAAUAACCCUUCAGCUUCUUCCACCACCAGGUUUGUGAGCACCACCAACAUCACCACAAUGGCACCAGCAUCGAUGUCAGUCACUGCUUCCACUUCAACUCUUCCCUUCAGCGUUUCACCUGGACUUUCAAUAACUCCAAGACGGUUUAACCAUGUCAGCAACCGCAGGAUAGGUAUACCUGCCAAUAGGUACAACUCACCAAAAACAAGAAAUGGUUUUUUGACAUUUGUUUAUUCGAAUAAAACAGAUGCAAGCACUCCAGACAUAGAAACAAAAGUAAAUCUGUUACUAGCUGGUUUGGGUGAGAAACGAAUAACAUUUCCUUUUACUGAAUCUUCAGGACAAUUUUCUGAAGUAUUGUACCAGAAUUUUGAAAAAAUUAGAAUUGGUGGUGGGUUUGAGUUGCUAAGGAAUGAAAGGAAUUGUAGAGAAUUAAUUUCAAUCCCUGUCCCAGCUGGAGGAUAUAAUGGACAGUUCGUAAAGACAAUUUUUGGUCAAGCAAAAUCUUUUGUGCGACUAAUUCUACAAAAUCUCCUGGAUGAUGAGAAUAGCAGUCUUGUUACAAAUAAUGGAAAUUAAGAAAUUAAUAAAAUGGAUUUGUAUGAGACCUGUUUCAAUUGCUCUGCCAAAGUUUCCAUAGAAGCUAUGAAUCAACAUGCUAAUUUUUGUAAUGGAAGUUGCAGUGGUAUACAAAGAACUAUACCAGAGAUGUUGAUGCAACCGAAAAAAGAACAAAAAGUUGAAGUGAAGAAUCACUUAAUAGAAAUGUUUCCAGAUUACUCUCUCAGUCGAUUAGAGGCUGUAGCUGCAAUGUCUAUUGUUCGGAUGAAACUGUAGAAAUGAUUAUUAAAGGAAAAGAAACCACCCUAAUUGAUAUUAUAUCAAGAUACCAGAAACGUAUCCAAACAGAGGAAAACCAUUAUCUGAAAAUUGAAAGAGGUAAUAUUUACAGUAUAUUUAGUAAUAU
Molecule: messenger RNA, 1650 nt
Organism: Hydractinia symbiolongicarpus
Lineage: Eukaryota; Metazoa; Cnidaria; Hydrozoa; Anthoathecata; Hydractiniidae
Exons: 2
Coding region: 678-1262 (194 amino acids)
Source: RefSeq, a predicted model, not a curated record